CUCUUUGAGUGAAGUGACACUGCUGCUCUGACAAAUAUCAAGCAUGGCAGCAGAUCAGGCUUUUGUCACUUUGGCCACCAAUGACAGCUAUGCGAGAGGAGCGAUGGUGCUGGGAAAAUCCCUCAAGAACCACAAGACUUCCAAAAAGCUGGUGGUGCUCAUUGGACCUCACGUAUCGGAUCAGUCAAGGGCGGUGCUGCAUAACAUCUACGAUGAGGUCCGGCUAGUGGACGUGUUGGACAGUGGAGACGCAGCCCAUUUGGCCAUGAUGAAGAGACCUGAUCUGGGUGUCACUUUCACUAAGCUGCACUGCUGGACUCUCACGCACUACUCCAAAUGUGUGUUCAUGGAUGCAGACACACUGGUGGUAUCAAACAUUGAUGAGCUGUUUGACAGAGAGGAACUGUCUGCAGCGCCGGACCCCGGCUGGCCCGACUGCUUCAACUCUGGUGUGUUUGUGUUUUGUCCAUCCAAUGAAACUUACGGGAAACUUCUGCAGUACUGUACACAACACGGCAGCUUUGAUGGAGGGGACCAAGGAGUUCUGAAUGGCUUCUUCAGCGACUGGGCAACAGCCGACAUCACAAAACACCUUCCCUUCAUCUACAACAUGAGCAGCAUCGCCAUCUACACCUACCUUCCUGCUUUCAAACAAUAUGGUGCAAAUGCGAAAGUCGUGCACUUCCUGGGCCAGAUGAAGCCAUGGAGUUACACAUACAACCCGAGUCAGAGGAGACUGAAGGGGGACAUGCAGGGGUCAUUAGACCCCAGUUUCCUGCUGGAGUGGUGGGCUUUAUACAGCGGUGAGGUGGUGCCACUGCUGAUGGGAGAUUAUGGAGACCAACCCUUCUACUCCGGCUGCGAGGAGGAUGUAGCGGAGAGCACUCAUGUUCAGCCGAUCAUGUCUUCAGCCGAGCGAAAGCAGAAAUGGGAACAGGGUCAGGCCGACUACAUGGGAAUAGACUCUUUUGACAACAUUCAGAAAAAGCUGGAUGUUUUCCUCAAAUGAUAAAAUAAAAAAUGUGAACACAGAGAGAUCUGAAAAGGUGUUCAGCUAUGCAAGACGCCAACUCCUCACUGUCUGCUUCAUUCACUUUACUUUCGAAAAGCCAUUUCAACUGUGAACUCUAGUGUUUUUACUCAUUUCUAAAGGGAGUUUUGGGAAGUGUCAGUUUUCUCUUUCUCAAGCAAGUUUGAACAUUUUAAAGGUUUAUUUAAAGUCAUUUCUGGACAUUUACUGACACCUGCUGGUGUGGAUGCAUGGUUAUGCAAUAGAAAUCUUUUUUUUUUUUAUUACUCAUGCCAUUGUAAAAGUUCCCCAUUCACAUGAUCAAAUAUAUCAAUUAUUAAAAGGGGUAAUCAAUGUACCAAGCUGUUACUUAAAGUAUUCAGCUGGCACAUGUGGUGUUAGGACUACUGAUGUGACUAAAAUAUUAAAUGGCAAAAAAAUGGCU
Molecule: messenger RNA, 1454 nt
Organism: Danio rerio (zebrafish)
Lineage: Eukaryota; Metazoa; Chordata; Actinopteri; Cypriniformes; Danionidae
Gene: gyg1b
Product: glycogenin 1b
Biological process (GO): glycogen biosynthetic process
Cellular component (GO): cytoplasm; nucleus
Molecular function (GO): glycosyltransferase activity; glycogenin glucosyltransferase activity
Source: RefSeq, marked provisional